AUGGCCUUGAGAAAUUAUAUGUACGCUAAACAUGAUAACAACCAGCAUAUAUCUAGCAUGAUCAGCGGGAUUCCGACGAAGGAAACCGCGGAAGACAGGGCCACUAGAGCAAAGAUACAAUCAUUGAGCCUCAGUAGUGAGAAGAAAGAAAGCUGCGACAAUAAUUUGGGGCCUUGUAGAAAUUGCCCUGACUGCCCAAAGAAAUCGAAUGGUGCAGAUUUGCCCAAAACUGCGAUUGAGGUUGAAAAUGCUCCAAGGAAAACAGAAAUUGACUACACCAAGAUGGAGUUCUAG
Dujonia railenensis is the source of this 294-nucleotide messenger RNA. NCBI's taxonomy places the organism in Eukaryota, Fungi, Ascomycota, Pichiomycetes, Serinales, Debaryomycetaceae. The record is from the annotation of a GenBank genome assembly.